Messenger RNA from Cutaneotrichosporon oleaginosum, 1173 nucleotides. RefSeq lists its product as uncharacterized. Lineage: Eukaryota; Fungi; Basidiomycota; Tremellomycetes; Trichosporonales; Trichosporonaceae. Gene Ontology annotation, cellular component: EKC/KEOPS complex; cytoplasm. The record is from RefSeq and is a predicted model, not a curated record. Gene Ontology annotation, biological process: tRNA threonylcarbamoyladenosine modification.
AUGACCAAGCCCAAGCUCUCACCACUGACCAAGCCGAGUGCGUCUCCUGUCUUUCCUAGCGCUCCGCCUGGCCCCACGCCGCCGUCUCUGACGCCAGAACGCCGCCUCCUCGCCCUCGGCAUCGAGGGCUCGGCGAACAAGCUCGGUGCGGGCGUCGUCGCGCACGCGCCGUCGGCGCACGCGACGCUCGUGACUGUCCUCAGCAAUGUGCGGCACACAUAUAUCACGCCGCCCGGCGAAGGGUUCCUGCCGUCCGACACGGCGCGGCACCACCGCGAAUGGGUGGUGCGGGUGAUCCGCGAGGCGGUGCGCAAGGCCGGCGUGCGCAUGAGCGACAUCGACGUGAUAGCGUUCACGAAGGGCCCUGGCAUGGGCACACCGCUGCAGGUCGGCGCGCUCGUCUCGCGCACCCUCUCGCUGCUGUACAACAUCCCGCUGGUGGGCGUGAACCACUGUGUAGGCCACAUCGAGAUGGGACGGCACAUUACAAACAGCUCAAACCCCAUCGUGCUGUAUGUGUCUGGCGGCAACACACAAGUCAUCGCCUACAGCCAGCAGCGGUACCGUAUUUUCGGGGAGACACUGGACAUUGCCAUCGGCAACUGCCUCGACCGCUUCGCGCGGGUGAUCCAGCUCCGCAACGACCCGAGUCCGGGGUACAACAUCGAACAGGAGGCAAAGAACAGGGGAAAGCGGCUGGUGCCGCUCCCGUACGGCACAAAGGGCAUGGACGUGACGCUCGCGGGCAUCCUUUCCGCCGUGGAGGGGUAUACGCAGGACGCGCGCUACCGGUCAUGGGACGCGCUCGAAGGCGUACAGGACAGCGACGACGUAAUCACGCCGCACGACCUGUGCUUCUCGCUGCAGGAGACGACGUUUGCCAUGCUCGUCGAGAUCACGGAGCGCGCGAUGGCGCAUGUCGGCGCGCGUGACGUGCUUAUCGUCGGCGGCGUGGGGUGCAACGAGCGCCUGCAGGAGAUGAUGGGCAUCAUGUGCAGCGAGCGCAACGGGCGCGUGUUCGCGACCGACGAGAGCUUCUGCAUCGACAACGGCAUCAUGAUCGCCCAGGCCGGCAUGCUCGCGUUCCGCAUGGGGCAGGUGACGCCGAUCGAGAAGACGAGUGUGACGCAGAGGUUCCGGACAGACGCGGUGCACGUUACAUGGCGGGCGUAG